GCCAUCUAAAAGGAACUAUUAGACACGUUGUGGAGUAGGCAUAUUCCCCAGGAUGUCCGUUCGCGGCAAACGUUCAUAUUUGAGAUGCUGGACUGCAGUGAACUUGAGUGGUCUCUAGACUAAAUGCGACCUACGAGGGCGAUACUUGAUGAGACAAGUGAAAAGGAUUUGCUCAUAUUCUGACGUUGUGCCGCCUUCAUGGUAGUCAGCGUUUUUUGAAGAACAAACUUCUCUGUACGAUCGAAUCUGAUGUCGCUUCUGCUUCAAUGCCCACGUCGUGUUGACACAUGGAUGGGUGCAUGUUUGUGAAUGCUGCUCUACGCUUCUUAGUAUUCUGCUCUACCAUAACAACGCAUAUAUUCGUAUAUCUAAAAAGGUUUCUGUAACGUCUACUCUUCCGCGGUUUUCCUGUUUCACUCAGCAGGAAAGGAUAUUCCAGCUGCCAAGUGAAUUGCCAGACGGCCCCCCCCCCCUUCCCUCGUUGCGCAGCGAACCGUUUGCGCUCUGAUGAGCGACAAUGCUACUCGGCGCUGAGAUGGAAGCAGUGCAUCGAAUCGCCAUCCGUCGUUGCCCUUUCACAUUUACUGGUUUCCCAUAAUGUCUCGCGCUUUUUAAUACCCUUUUUUUCUUCUUUCGGUGCUGUUCUCGCAGCUUGCAAAACGUCCCUUAAGAAGCCUCUCUCGGUGUUGAUCUUGUUGUUCACGGAAGAAUCGAUCGCACGCACCCAAGACCCCAUCUCACGGCGGUCCUCCGUCUAACACAGACACAAUGGCAGAAGCAAAAAAGUCCCGUCGUGUUGUGGUGUUCAUCACUGGCUACGGGCCCUUUGGCACGGUGAAGGUAAAUCCCAGUGCUUCCAUUGCCAAACUUGUCGGCAAGGACCUCGAGCGCCACCCCGCCGUUGUGGCCGUUCACGCGGAGCUGAGCCUCGCGGUGAGCAUCAAAGCCGUCGGCGCGUACUUUGACCAACUCGAGGGCGAAAUUGAGAAGACGAUCGCUGAGCACGGCAGCGACGUUAAAAUUCUCCUCUGCCACAUCGGCGUGCACCCCGACACCACCGGGCUCAUUCGUGCGGAGGUGCAGGGUUACAAUGAGCUGUACGCCAGCCUGCCGGACGUAGAUGGCGUGGUGCUGAACCACGACCCGAUUCUGCCCAGCGACGGCUCUAUCGAUGUCACGUUGGAGAGCUGGUUCGGCAAGGCGGGGACGCCGCAGUUGCAGGACCUGGAGAGUUUGAUUGGACAGCUCAACACGGCCAGUAAGUCGACGGCUGGCUUCGCGUCUGCCGCCACGCCGUUGCCGCACGAGGUCGCGGCGGAUCAGUCGAAGGAAGGCGAGAUGGUGAUGCCGGCGUUUCAGCCUCCGCACUGGUCCAUCUCUCGCGAUGCGGGGCGGUACCUGUGCAACUGCGCCUUGUACCGUGCCCUGCGUCUUCAGAAGAAGCACCCGAAUACGGUGUACGGCAUCUUCAUCCACGUCGUGGACCCGACGAAGGGAAAGAUGGAGGAGAACGGGGAGCGCGUUGUCGCCUACAACCCAACGGUCAUGUCGCAGUCGGAGGAGGUGAAGAAGUUUGUGGACGGUCUGCUAACCAUGAUGACGGCAGCGUAA
This is a messenger RNA of Leptomonas pyrrhocoris, 1611 nucleotides long. Its product is annotated as putative Pyroglutamyl-peptidase I (PGP). The record is from RefSeq and is a predicted model, not a curated record. The transcript has a single exon. Bases 769 to 1611 code for a protein of 280 amino acids. Gene Ontology annotation, biological process: proteolysis. Lineage: Eukaryota; Euglenozoa; Kinetoplastea; Trypanosomatida; Trypanosomatidae.